Molecule: messenger RNA, 1095 nt
Organism: Suillus subaureus
Lineage: Eukaryota; Fungi; Basidiomycota; Agaricomycetes; Boletales; Suillaceae
Exons: 4
Coding region: 67-870 (267 amino acids)
Source: RefSeq, a predicted model, not a curated record
CUUCACUUUAGGCUUGGCUUGGGCUUGACCUAGUACUCCUACAUAUGCAUAUACUGAACAGCAAACAUGUCACGAGUCCCAGAAAAAAGUGUUCGCGUGAGCUUCACCGCAGACGAGGACACCCUCCUCAUGAAAUACAUUGCAACAUAUAAUCCUGCUAAGAAAUGCAGAAGCGGAAAUGCCCUGUACAAGCGUCUUGAGGAAAACGUCGACAACAAAUGGAACUGGUCCAAGACACACUCUUGGCAAUCCUGGCAAUUCAGAUACAGGAAAAAUAUGGAUGAAUUUGAUAGGAGGAUAUUGAAGUAUCAGAAGAAGAAAGGAAUCAAACCGGAGAAGCAACUGGGGACGGAGCCUCAGUUGCCGCCUUCUGAUGAAGAAGAAGCUGCGAGGGACUGUUCGAAAGAGACCAGCAAAGGAAAAAGGCCGGCUGGCGGCCAAGACAGUCCUGAGAAGCGGAAAGUAAAGCGAGCGAAACUGGAAAGAGACCAGCCAGAUGCUGGGAGUAGUCGCUCCCCCUUGAUGAAGACCAAUGGGACACGCCAAAUUCCCGCUGGUGGACAAAGUGACCAAGCUCGUAGUUCUCACCCUCAUCAGGGGCCAUUAGAAACUAUGUCUGACGUGCCUCCACCUUCCCCGAAACCAGCGAGCACGUUCAAUAUUCCUUCGCUCCCUUCUCGCUCAGAUACCCUGCCAGUCCCGUCGUCCCUACCCAAUUCUCCUGUCAGGACCCUGCCACCAAACUCGUCCCAGCUUCCACCAAGUUCUCAGCCUUUUGCAUCAUCUUCACAGCAGGUAGUCACCCCAAAGCCGCCAUCAGGGCCCAAACGAGUCUUGAAGCGCAAACGAAAAUUCUCCCCAAAGUGGUAGAAGGGCACUUUACAACGUCACUCACUGAUCGGCUAGGUCAUGUGCGACUAGGUGGUCGUUCUGAGGAGAAACAGGCAGUGGCUUGGCCUCCCGUUCGGGGCAAGAAGGAUAGAGAGAAGGAGGUAGCACAAGAACCAACCGCGUUAACUUCUUCAACGGCUCAGGAACGUGAACGCCAUCCCGUCAAUGGAUCCGAGUCUCAGACAUCACAACCGGCUGUAGUGC